Molecule: messenger RNA, 8519 nt
Organism: Magallana angulata
Lineage: Eukaryota; Metazoa; Mollusca; Bivalvia; Ostreida; Ostreidae
Product: chloride channel protein 2-like
Exons: 27
Coding region: 155-2980 (941 amino acids)
Biological process (GO): transmembrane transport; chloride transport
Cellular component (GO): membrane
Molecular function (GO): voltage-gated chloride channel activity
Source: RefSeq, a predicted model, not a curated record
CGACACCGGUAAUAUUGACGCCCUCUGUUUUUCCAUUUCUUGAUAUUUUUUGGGGAAAUAGAACAUUCCUAAAAGUCCCAUGAGGUAAAAAAUGUCAGAUGGGUAUUAACCAAUCGUAAAAGAGUACAUUCCUGUCAACAUAUGGCGUAUAAAUAUGGCGGAGAAAGAAGAAGAAGGAUCUAAGAAAUUUGAUUACGAGCAAACAUUGAUUUAUGGAAAUUACAAGCGAGAUUUGGGAAAAUGGGCCAAAUUCCAGGCAAGAACAAUCAAAAAGGAAAAGAGGGACAUUGGACACACUGAAGUCAAACCCAACACAGGAAUUGGAGCAUACAUAGGAGUCAGAUUUAAAGCCUUAAAACAGUCUUCAAAAUACAAAAGAUUGAUCUAUAUCCGAGAUGUCAUCUUUCAAAAGAUUGGAGAAGACUGGAUCUUUUUGGCCUUAUUGGGUGUUGUUAUGGCCAUCCUCAGUUUUACAAUGGACUUCAUCAUUGAAAAGUGCCAAGCAGCUAAGUUCUGGCUUUAUCAGGAACUGGCGUUCUCUCCACCACUACAGUAUUUUGCAUGGGUGUCUUACACAUUGCUAUUCAUUUUAUUUGCUGUUGGUUUUUCUCAUUUGGUUUCACCUCAAGCUUGUGGGUCUGGUAUUCCAGAAAUGAAGACCAUAUUAAGAGGUGUUGUGUUAAAAGAAUUUCUAACAUUCAGGACACUGAUCUCCAAAGUAGUAGGACUAUGCUCCUCUUUAGGAAGUACCCUCCCAAUUGGAAAAGAGGGUCCUUUUGUACACAUUGCAAGUAUUGUUGCAACAUUACUUGGGAAAUUAACAACUUUCAAAGGAAUAUAUGAAAAUGAAUCUCGUAGGACAGAAAUGUUGGCAGCAGCCUGUGCUGUUGGAGUUGCAGCAACAUUUGCAGCUCCUAUUGGAGGUGUAUUGUUUAGUAUAGAAGUCACAGCAACAUAUUUUGCUGUUAGGAACUAUUGGAGGGGGUUUUUUGCAGCUGUGUGUGGUGCAGUCACAUUGCGAAUGCUGGCCAUCUGGUUCAAAAAUGAAGCUACUCUAACUGCUGUAUUCAAAACAAAUCUAAGAACAGACUUCCCUUUUGAUGUUUUGGAACUUGUUGUUUUUGCAGUGAUGGGGGUGCUUUGUGGUUUAGCUGGUGCUCUUUUCAUUUUGUUUCAUCGAAAAAUUGUGUUAUUCACUCGAAGGCAUCGCAGAGUUACUGAUUUUCUGCAAAAAAAUCGCUUUAUCUACCCUGGCCUGGUUACAUUGGUGAUUUCCUCUCUCACAUUCCCUCUUGGUUUGGGUCAGUUUUUUGCUGGCGAGCUCACAUCAAAACAAGCCAUAAAUGAGCUGUUCAGUAAUAUCACAUGGACAACAGGACAGGCUGAGGGGUUACGGGAUGAAGAGAUCAUCAGUCAUUGGAAACAUGGCAGCACCAAUAUCUAUGUCAACCUUUGCAUCUUUGUUGUCUUUAAUUUUAUGUUUGGAGCAUUCUGUAACACGAUGCCUGUUCCUGCUGGAGUGUUUGUACCUGUGUUCUUAGUGGGAGCUGCUUUUGGUCGACUAACAGGAGAAUGCAUGGCUGCUUGGUUUCCAGAGGGAAUCCCAUCAGGGGAUAUCAUCAACAAAAUAGUUCCUGGGGGCUAUGCAGUUGUAGGGGCAGCCUCAUUUUCAGGGGCAGUGACACGGACCAUAUCAACAUCUGUGAUAGUGUUUGAAGUUACUGGUCAAAUUAGCCAUGUAUUGCCAGCUGUUGUUGCUGUUUUAAUAUCGAAUGCUGUGGCAGGGAAAUUUCAGCCAUCAUUUUAUGACAGUAUCAUCAAACUGAAAAAGUUGCCAUACCUUCCAGACAUUGUUUCAGCUAAAGCCAAUGCUUGGAAAGUAUUCAUUGAGGAUAUCAUGGUGAAAGAGGUGUCCAGCAUCAAGUUCACAUCUAAUUAUGGAGAACUGAGGGAACUAUUGACCUCCACUAACUACAAAAGUUAUCCUUUAGUGGAUUCUCCAGACUCCAUGAUUCUCCUUGGUUCAAUACAAAGGUUUGAAUUAGAGCGGAUUUUAUUCAUCCAUCUCAGUAAAGACCAAAAAAUUUUCAUCCAAGAUGAUUCAGAGGAUGAUGAAUCCAGGAGGAGCACCUCUUCUUCCAUGACCGAUGUGUCAGUCAUCAAACGCUCCCUAACCCCACCCCCUACAAUCAACAUCAUACCAGCUAAGAAGUCAAGAUUUCUGGUCUCCAAGGUGGAAGAGAAAGCCAAAAGGUCAAGGACACCAAGCCCAAGAAGACUCUCCAUGCAAAGAUCUUCUAGUGCUUCCUCUCUGGAGUCAGAGAAAGAACGACAGACCUAUCACACUCUACAGCUGCCACUGAGAUCAAUCCUGAAGAAGUCAUCCUCAUCAUCUGCUCUUCUGUCCAGUAGAGCAAACAGUGAGACAAACCUUCAGUCCGAAAUAACUAAUUACUACAGGAAACUGGCCAGUACUAAGAAGGAAAGUAUCUGUGAAGACCCUCCAUACAUAAUUGAUAAAAGUAGUUUGACCAAUCUUGCAAAGAAAGUCAGACUGCCUCCAGAACCAGUCAAAGUAAAGAAUCUCAGCAGAGAGCAGCAAGAAGAGUGGGAGGAGCAGAAAUUGAAUGAGUCAAUUGAAUGGGAGGGGGUUCAGAUUGACCCUGCCCCUUUUCAGCUUGUAGAGAGAACAUCCCUUCACAAGGUGCACUCUCUGUUUUCUUUGCUGGGAUUGAAUCAUGCCUAUGUGACCAACACUGGGAGACUUGUUGGUGUGGUGGGACUAAAAGAAUUGCGAAUGGCUAUUCAAGGAAGAAUUGAUGCUGAAGCAAAAGGCCAGGUAGAAGAAGUAAAUGAGGAGGUGGAGGAGAUUGAUCCACAGAACCUGGAGGUGGAGCUACCCCCUCCACAAAACGAGUAUAGACUUGUCAACACAGCCAAUGAAGACCUUCAGGAUGUACAGGUGAUCAAAGAAGACUGAAGAUCAAAGUCCUUUACUACUCACUGUUAGUGAGAACUGGUAACCAAAGAAGAAUUAAGGUUAAGAUAUAUAUAUCAUUCACCAUUUGAAUUUAUUAUUUAUUAUUGUUAUUUUUUUUUUUUUUUGCAAAGAGGUUUAAUGCACUCGACAUAUAAUUUUGUCUACAAUAUAGCACUUCUGCAUGUAUCAGACAUUUUCAAUAUUAUGCAAUAUUUAGUUAAAAUAUAUAUUAAUAAAUGCAAAUUGGACAGUUGUCUGGUAAUAGAGUCUUAGUUACUUUACAAGACAUCAAUAAAAUUUUCAGAUCUUGUGAGGGAUAUAUAAGAAAAUAGUUAGCAAUAUAAUGUUAGAUAUUUGUGUAUUUAAACAAAAGAAAUUUAGUUAAAAAACUGUGUUUUACAUGAUAUUUUAGUACACAUUUGAAUUGACUGUGAUCUUUGUAAAAUUACACUAUUUAAAUAUUAAUAUUUCAGUUAGUGACUUAUGUAUGUAGCCACAUAUAUUGAUGAGACAUUAGGGAGAUGUGUUGUGUGUGUGGUCUAGUAGAACGCAUAGGUGUGUUUGAUUUUGUGGUCGCUGGAUGGAUUCCACCAAGUACAAAAAUUUUUUUUCUCACUCAAAACCAUGUUAAGAUAACUUAGUUACAUAAAUCUAAUCUGCUGGGGUUUUUUUUCAAAUCCUUUUGAAUAAUUCUGGUUAUAAGCACAUCCAAUAUAAAGUAAUCUCUACAAUAACACUACCCUCUGUUUACACAUGGAUGCAUUGCAUUUUGUUAACGUUGGAAGUACUCACGGUUCAGAAUAUCAACUAACUUUAUACCCAGAGCUCUAUAUAUUCAUAUCUCAAUGCAGAUUUCCUGAAUUUAUGACAAAUCAGCCAUUACAAACACCAUUAUAAUAUAAGUACCUGGGUUUCGAAUAUUGUAUCGCCACUGAUACCUGUAUCUAUUUUAGUAAAAAGGUACUUUCCGUUCAAACAUGGUUGUAGGCAAAAUGCUAUAGUUAUGGGGAAAAGCGCUUUAUAUCUCUAUCUCUGAUAUUUUCAUGUUUUCAUUUUCUUAUGUUCAUUCUGUGUAUGAUCCUUAAUUGUUGUAUGUGUCAUAGAAAAUUAUGUGAAGAAAUGUGUAUAUUAAAGAUUGUGAGAUGGAUUUUAUCAAUGAGAUUAUAUUAUAUUGAACUUACCUAUGCUUUAGCUCAGGAUACAAUGAAGCUCAAAAGCACUUUAUAUGUUGGAUUGAUUUUAUUUACAUUAACUAUCAAUAUGCAUUCCUUUAAGAAAACUUCUUACAAAGCAUUCCUCUGUAAAUCAAUUAAAAUCAAAUCAGGUCCCCCCCAAAAAACUAUGAAUUAGAUUAUUUAGCAUCAGCUGAUUAAUUCAUGUAUUUUUAUUUUUAUAUAUAAAGGUUUUUUUUUUAAUUUGACAAUUUAAAUGAAUUAAUUUAUUUUUAACUUUCAUAAAUGUUAGAGUUAAACAUUUUUCAUGAUGGAGUAUCAUCACAUAUUGUUCAUUAUUUUUAAAAUGUUAUUGAAAUAUAAUGUUUUUUGCUUUUCAUCAGAAAGGAAAUGAUUUGAAAAAGUUUGUUGCUGAUGAACUUGAAUCUCUAUCAUUUGGCAUGAAUUUUUUUUAGGGAAAAAUGUCAUUGAGUUCAUGGUGAUAUGAACUAGGCUUUUCAGUAAAAAUUAGAUCACUCACUAGAUUAGUUCUUAUCAAUAUAAUGUAACAUUCUUGUAUUUAAAGACGUUUGCCAGGUAAAUAUAUCCAAAUGAACAAAUCAAAUGUCUUUCAGUGAUAUAAAGUGAACCAGCACCGACUUAACAUCCUUAGCUUUAAAAUACUCCCUUUUCAGUCAACAAUUUUUCCUGUUUUACAAAAAAAAAAAAAAUCAUGUUUUGUGUAAUAUUAUUUGAAAAAAGAUUCUUUGUAAAUCACGAAAUAAACGACGGUGUCAAUGAACCUUAAAAUAACUAAACAUUGCAUCCAGUGUUACCUAUCUGCCAUUUUUGUUUUAAAAAUGAGAUUUCAAAUACAACAGCAUAGAAUAAAUACAAAUUUUUCAAUCGAUGAAAUGUUAUUAAUUAUAUUGCAUUUCAAUGAAUGAAUAUCCAUUAUAUUACCAAAUUAAAAAUAAAUCUUAAUAAGUUGCAACCAAGGACAAAUAAAGGAAAAAGCAUGAAAAUAGAACUUGUGUGUCAGCAGUGUUAAGAACUAGAAAUACAUUUAUUGGUCUUUAAGGCCCAUUUGUUGUUUGCUGUUAUGACAAGGCUUUUGUGUGAACUGCAAAUCGUGAAAAAUUGUUGGGAAUUCAUUGAAUGGAAUUAAUAUUAAAAUUUACCAUGUGUGCCAAGCAAAGUAUGCAGCAAAAUGUUUCACCCUUGAGGGACAUUAAUAUAUUUUUAAAUGUUUUUAAACAGUGUUACAAACUGUAAAUUGUGUAUUUCAUGUGAUGCUAAAUAUGUUUUCAAACAACCUAAAAAGGUCAGUUGUGUAAAGUUUUAUGCAAAAAGGAAGUGAUAUAGUAAAUUGCAAGACAGUUAUGCUUAAUGGACCUGGUUGUAAAUGUAUAUGAUUGUGUUUGUUUUAUAUGAAUUCUUUUUAAAAAAUCAGUUUAUAAUAUUAUUGUACAAACUGAAUAAAGAUGAAUAUGUAUAUGUUGAGCUUGCUAAUAUCUAUGCCUCCACCUUUCACCUGAUUAUUACUCCAGCAAUAAAUUUGUGUUUUAACAAUAAUUUUGAAUGUGAAAGCAUUUAUUUUUUGAAAGUGAAUAUAUUUUAUUUUAAAAUUUUCAUCAGUUAUUUUUGAUAGUAUUAAAAAAUAACUUAAACCCAGUCCUUAAGUAUAGUGACUGAAAAUAAAAAGUAGAGAAGAAAGAUUUCAAAAUGUAAUAAGUGUUCGCAUUUAUUGUUUUUUGGAAGAAUAUGUUAUGACAUCUAACUUUCAUGUAAAGUGGGUUUUUUCUGUUUGUUUUCAAAGCAACACUAGUCAAUAUAAUUGAUUUUCAUUAUGCUUGUACUUAAUUUAUGUUAAAUAAGUUGAUAACAUUUUGUCAGUUUGUGUCUAAUGAUAUUUAAUUUUUACCUCACCAGUUCCAAAGGCUCAAAUUAGCUUUUCUGAUCAUUUGUUAUGCACCAUUUAUCUGUCUGUCUGUCCAUCAGUAUGCCUGUCCAUCUGUAAACUUUUUAACAUUUUCACCUUCUCAGAGGCACUGAGCCAAUUUUAACUAAACUUGAUGCAAAUCAUCCUUAUCUCCUCAAGAAACACUGGUCUGAUUUCAAUCAAACUUAAAGCAGAGCAUCCUAAUAUGAAGAGAAAUCUGAAUAACUUAAUUAGGUGGCUACAUUCUUUUUAAAGCAGAGAUAAUUUAAAAUCAAUAAAAACAGAAUGGGUGGUGGUUGGUUGAUUUUUUUUUAGAAGAAAUGUACUACAAAUGCCAAUAUUUACACAAAAAAACUUCCAAGUAUAUUUAAGAAUAACCAAUUUUCAGCAUAGAAAUAUAUAAUAAAAAAUUGAAAAAUCUUAUCAAGAACUGCACUUCUACAAUUUGUGAUAAACAAUUCUACAGUUUGUUAUAUUUUUAUGCAAACGUCCUCAUGUCAUAUAUAUAUAUAUAUAUAUAUAUAUAUAUAUAUAUAUAUAUAUAUAUAUAUAUAUAUAUAUUUCAUGUAAAUUUAUGCCACUUUUAAUUUUUAAAAUCACUCAGCAGUAGACCUUAUGCUAUCGUCCUUCAUCAAUCGUCAGCUAAUUUUACAAUUUAAACUUCUCUGAAAAAAAUCUAGGUUUAACAGUUGUAAACUUAAGUUUACAGACAGAAAACUAUAGUUAACUAUGAAAUGUUAAUCUCUAUUUCACAUCUGUAAACCAUAGCUAAUGCGAUCAUCUAUGUUUCAGAUGUGUAAACUAGAAUUAACACUGAAAACAAAAUAUUGCGGUUCUCAAAAAUUAGUUUCAGGAUUGUGAAACUAUGAUUAACAACUCUUAACUAUAGUUGAUGUGAAUCUAUAGUUAUCAGCAAAAUCUAUUUGUUAACAUUAUUUGAAGACAUGUAAACUUAGAUUAUCAUUCGUAAACUAUAGUUUACAACCGUAAGAUGUGGUUUUACAGAUGAAAACUACAGUAAAUGAAUUGUUAACUAUAAUCGUUAACUAUAGUUUAGGGUUUGUAAACUAUAUUUACCAGUUAACUAUAGUUUAGAGUUCGCAAACAGCCAAGUUUAUUAUCUGUAAAACUUUAGUUAACACCGUUAUCUAUAUUUCGCAUCUGUGAACCAGUUAAAGCGAUCAUCGAUGUUACAGAAGUGUAAAAAUAUAUUUACUGAAAACAACCAUUUGCAAUUGCAAAACAUAGUUAAUCUUAUAGAGAUAGUUUCAAGAUUGUGAAACUAUGGUUAACAUUUCAUAACUUUAUUUAACGAUUAAUGUAAAUUAUAGUCAUCUAUAUUAAUCAGCAAAAUCUUUUUUAACAUUAUUUGCAGAAAGAUUAACUUGCAUUUCAUUCCGAAAAUAUGGUUUACAACUGUUAAAUAUAGUUUUACAGAUGAAAACUAUAGUUAACGAAUCAUUAACCGUAGUUUUUGGUUCAUAAACUAUAGUUAACAGUCGAUAAACCUUACUUAUCCACCAUGAAACUAUGGUUUGGUCAUUUUUUUUUUAAUUUGGCGUGCCAUAUAUAUAUCUUUAGGGGGAAGUGAAUGUAAAUUGUGAAAUUUAUUACCCUCUCCUCACCAGACUUUACAUUAAAAAAUCAUCCAAAAUUUUAAAAUCUCCCUCUUCUUCCCAGUGCAUCUCUCAGAUAAACUAAGUAUUUUGUAACGAUGAUCAAUGAGGUCUCUAAUAAAUAUGGGAAAUUCAUGGCCACAUGGUCAGGGUCUUUGGUGUUAUGGUUUGGCUCUUGUCAUAUGGUUAAUAUGCAUAGAUUAUUUUAUUCUCAAUUACAUUAUGAAUCUUAUUUUUAAGCAAAUAAUUUUCAUGAUUUAUUUUACAUAAUCAUAAAUUGUAUUAAAUGGCAAUGAGAAAUGAAAUUUACACCUUUGUACCUCAAGUAUAAAAUUAACCCUUUCCCUUUUUCACCGUUUAAAAUAAAUCUUUUAGAUGUGAUACAAGAAUUCACGUCUGUUACUCAGGUGAGUGAUGUGGCCUGUGGCCUUUCAAGUUUAAAUGUGUUCUAACUUGUCUUCCAUGUUUUUAUUACACUGAAAGAUGUUAUGUCUUCGAUUUGGAUUACUGUAUUGUUAAAUAUAAAAAGAUAUCAUGAUAUUCAUUGGUGACAAUUUAACACCUAUAAGUAUAUAAAGAGCAUGUUUUAUUGUAACUGUUCAUCAUACAUUAUCACCAUUAUUUAGGGUCUUCCUCGGAGACCCUAUUGUUUUCGUUAUUGCAUUUUCUGUCUGUAGUUUUAUCAAUUUUUGUAUUGUAUACUCAAGGUCUUCAAAGUUUUUAAUGUUUCUCUGUGAAAAAAAACAGGAGCUGUAUGUAAUCAGAAAAUAAAGUCUUCAAUAUAUUUUUUUUUCAAUUUUCCUAUGAAUAAUAAAUGACACAGAAAAAUU